CAAAAAGUUCCAGAUCUUCUUCAAUUUAAGAUAAACGUCUGAACUUGAGCUUGCCAAGAAACCAGUGCAGACCCUCCACCCUCCGUGUGGUAUUACUCUUCUCAUCCAUUAUCCUUCUAAAAUAGACAUUUUGAGACAAUUUAGUGAUGUGCCAUUUCCAUCCUGUCAAGGUUCCUUGGGUUUGACAUUCAAAAAGGGGCUGGAGGCGCGGAACCCGAGGCACUCCGCGGACAGCGUCCUUUAAAGCCGCCGCCAGCCAGCGCCGCUGUAACCCCGCGUACCGGCAGGUCGCCGGCUCCUGCCCCUUUCAGUCUGCGCCGACGCGGCGGCCGGAUCCCGGGGACUCCCCGCGCCGGGAAUCUCCCGCCAGCUGCGAGCUGUGUCCCGGCGACGGCAGGAGCACGUGGAGAGGCCGGGUAGCCAAAGCAGCAGCUCCAGCCCGGCCCAGCAGCGACAUGGAAGAUAUACAAACAAAUAUAGAACUGAAAAGCACUCAGGAGCAGUCUGUGCCCACAGAAAGUCCAGCAGUUUUGAAUGACUACAGUUUAACACAAUCUCAUGAAAUGGAAAAUGUGGACAGUACAGAAGGCCCAGUCAAUGAAGACGAAGACAUAGGAGAUGAUUCAAUGAAAGUGAAAGAUGAAUACAGUGAAAGAGAUGAGAAUGUUUUAAAGCCAGAGCCCACGGGAAAUGCAGAAGAGCCUGAAAUCCCUUAUAGCUAUUCAAGAGAAUAUAAUGAAUAUGAAAACAUUAAGUUGGAGAGACAUGUUGUCUCAUUCGAUAGUAGCAGGCCAACCAGUGGAAAGAUGAACUGCGAUGUAUGUGGAUUAUCCUGCAUCAGCUUCAAUGUCUUAAUGGUUCAUAAGCGAAGCCAUACUGGUGAACGCCCAUUCCAAUGUAAUCAGUGUGGGGCAUCUUUUACUCAGAAAGGUAACCUCCUCCGCCACAUUAAACUGCACACAGGGGAAAAACCUUUUAAGUGUCACCUCUGCAACUAUGCAUGCCAAAGAAGAGAUGCGCUCACUGGGCAUCUUAGGACACAUUCUGUGGAGAAACCCUACAAAUGUGAGUUUUGUGGAAGGAGUUACAAGCAGAGAAGUUCCCUUGAGGAGCACAAGGAGCGCUGCCGUACAUUUCUUCAGAGCACUGACCCAGGGGACACUGCAAGUGCGGAGGCAAGACACAUCAAAGCAGAGAUGGGAAGUGAAAGAGCUCUCGUUCUGGACAGAUUAGCAAGCAAUGUGGCAAAACGAAAAAGCUCAAUGCCUCAGAAAUUCAUUGGUGAGAAGCGCCACUGCUUUGAUGUCAACUAUAAUUCGAGCUAUAUGUAUGAGAAAGAGAAUGAGAUCAUACAGACCCGCAUGAUGGACCAAGCCAUCAAUAACGCCAUCAGCUAUCUCGGUGCCGAAGCCCUGCGCCCCUUGGUCCAGACACCGCCUGCUCCCACCUCCGAGAUGGUUCCAGUUAUUAGCAGCAUGUAUCCCAUAGCCCUCACCCGGGCUGAGAUGCCAAACGGUGCCCCUCAGGAGCUGGAAAAGAAAAGCAUCCACCUUCCAGAGAAGAGUGUGCCUUCAGAGAGAGGCCUCUCCCCCAACAAUAGUGGCCACGACUCCACAGAUACUGACAGCAUCAAUGAAGAACGCCAGAAUCACAUAUAUCAGCAAAAUCACAUGGUCCUUCCUCGGGCCCGCAACGGGAUGCCACUUCUGAAGGAGGCCACCCGCUCUUAUGAACUCCUCAAGCCCCCGCCCAUCUGCCCAAGAGACUCCAUCAAAGUGAUCAACAAAGAAGGGGAGGUGAUGGAUGUGUAUCGGUGUGACCACUGUCGCAUCCUCUUCCUGGACUAUGUGAUGUUCACCAUUCACAUGGGCUGCCACGGCUUCCGUGACCCUUUCGAGUGUAACAUGUGUGGAUAUCGAAGCCAUGAUCGGUAUGAGUUCUCGUCUCACAUAGCCAGAGGAGAACACAGAGCCCUGCUGAAGUGAAUAUCCGGUCUCAGAGAAUGCCCCUAAGUGUUCGAUAUCAUUUCUAAAAAUCGAUAACCUCACCUAACAGAUUGCUCUCAAAACAUACUCACUUCCAGACUCCUUUUCAUACCAUUUUUAGCUGUGUUCACAUGGGGAGCCAGAGAUACACUGUCUUCCUUCAGAAAUUAUUCACAGAGCCAGCAUAUUAUUUACUUUUGUGAAACCUUUGUUUUCCCAUCAGGGACUUGAAUUUUAUGGAAUUUAAAAGCCAAAAGGUAUUUGGUCAUUGUCUUCUACAGCAAUAGAACGAGCGGUCCCGGAGAUGUGCUACAUGAGACAUUCUUUCCAAGAUAUAUCAACCAUAUAUGGAAAAGCCUUUCAGUCAUAUGUGCAAAUCCCCAAAGAGGAAGAGCUGACCAGCUGACCUUGCUGGGAGCCUCACCCUUCUGUACUUCUUCAUGGGCUGAAGGGUUAGGAUAUAAUCUCCCUUAUCUAAAUGAUAGGCUAAGAGUAAGAAAAAGAACGGCCAUAAACUAAGUAUCUGUUAUGAGUUAACUGAAGACCCCAUUCUCCAAGCAUCAGAUUCAUUUCCUAUCACAACCUUUUUUUAAAAUGUCAUCUAAUGGCACUUCUGCUUCUACCCUUUACCCUCCCAUCUCCAGUGAAAAGCUGAGCUGCUUUGGGCUAAACCAAUUGUCUACAGGAGAAAAUCUAUGCCAGAAGAACUGAUGGUUUUAAAUAUAGACCAUCAUUGAAACUCCGGAAGGUUGUCCACUGUGGAUAAUGGCAUCCCUUUCCGUUGGUCAAGGUUGGAAGAGCAAGGGUAUGAUAAAGGGGGAAAUGGUUUGGCAGCACCAAUAGAAAAAAAAACAGCUACCUGAAAGUUCCUGAAAGAGUUCAUGGAGAAUUGGUAAUACAGACCCAAAGCCAAUUUGCCAAUGAUUUUUUUCCAUUAAAAAA
Molecule: messenger RNA, 2927 nt
Organism: Cebus imitator (Panamanian white-faced capuchin)
Lineage: Eukaryota; Metazoa; Chordata; Mammalia; Primates; Cebidae
Gene: IKZF3
Product: IKAROS family zinc finger 3
Exons: 8
Coding region: 456-1985 (509 amino acids)
Biological process (GO): regulation of transcription by RNA polymerase II
Cellular component (GO): nucleus
Molecular function (GO): RNA polymerase II cis-regulatory region sequence-specific DNA binding; DNA-binding transcription factor activity
Source: RefSeq, a predicted model, not a curated record